This is a messenger RNA of Mya arenaria, 2196 nucleotides long. RefSeq names its product citron Rho-interacting kinase-like. The record is from RefSeq and is a predicted model, not a curated record. Gene Ontology annotation, biological process: peptidyl-threonine phosphorylation; actomyosin structure organization. Gene Ontology annotation, molecular function: protein serine/threonine kinase activity. The transcript is spliced from 16 exons. Bases 1 to 2196 code for a protein of 731 amino acids. Gene Ontology annotation, cellular component: cytoplasm; cytoskeleton. NCBI's taxonomy places the organism in Eukaryota, Metazoa, Mollusca, Bivalvia, Myida, Myidae.
AUGGCAAUUGAUUUACGGGGCGGGAAGUUUUUUGCCAAGUCCGGAGGCAAGGACGCUAUGGGCACGUUACCCGUGAUGGGGGACCUACAGACAAUUCUAGAUAAUGAGCUGAAAAAAUCUCGUCAGCUUCAGGAACAACUGGACAGGCUUCGAGCGGAAAACUACAAGCAGGCAAAUGAGUUGUUGAAGCUAAAGGGAACUCUAAGAGAGAAAAUGGUUGCGGAUUCUACUAACAUGAUGACCCCGAAUAUCAAAGCCCAGGUCCAAGUGCUUAUUCGAACCCCAGCCCCACAUCAGACCAGUGGCAAACCUCUAUUGACCCCUAGCGUGAAGAAAUCCCAUCAGGCACUUGCAUUGUCAUCUGCUCCAACGCCACAGCGGAUUCAGCACAAGAUUCCGCACCGGUUUGUGACUGGGCUGAAUACAAGAGCCACCAAGUGUGGUGUGUGCCUGGGUAGUGUCCCCUUUGUGAAACAGGCAUCCAAAUGUCAAGAAUGUUCCAUGGUAUGCCAUGUGAAGUGUUCUAACAUUGCCCAGCCAACGUGCGGCCUCCCCACGGAGUAUGUCCGCCAUUUCACCUCCAUGAUGGAUAAGGGGCCAGCCCUGUUGCCUAGCAACACUGUGGGAUCCCCUGUGGAAGGGGGCGAAGAGGGGAUUUCAAUGACUGGCUGGCUCAAGGUACCAAGGAGCAGUAAGCAGCCUGGGUGGGAAAGACGCUAUGCCAAAAUGGAAGGCAACAUACUUCUCCUCUUCUACGAGGAUAACGACGCCAAUCCAUGCGACACAUUUGACCUUGUCCCCCCUGAGACAGAUGUUACUGUACACAGCGCAGUCAGUGCUGCAGAGUUGCCGAGUCUAGCAAAUAGUGACCUGCCAUACGUGUUUAGAUUGGAGCAUGAGCCAUUGACGACAUGUUGGCCGGGCAGGGUUCUUUAUCUUAUGGCCCCGGGAUUCCCUGAGAAACAACAGUGGGUGGCGAGCUUGGAGGCCGCCAUCAAACACCUCCAGAAGGGGGACAAAGUUAAACGCUCAAAGAUGGAGAUGACCACAUUACUGGACCUGAGCGGAGAUCAGAGACCGGAACUCAACUGUUCACUGCUCCUUAGCAAGCAGUUGACGUUACUUGGAGCAGAUGAGGGCCUGUUUGCGGUGAAUGUAACACGUGAUCCUCCUGUUCUCACAAAACUGAACACCUUCGAGAGCGUCCACCACCUUAAGUUUAUUCCUCAACUUAGCCUUAUUGUCCUUAUUAUGGGCAAAGAUCGACGUAUUCUCACAAUUGACAAGAAGCUCAUUCAGUUACGCCUGGGGCAGUCAAGCGGGGAGGAGACCCAGCCUGUCCACCAUAAUGUUGUCAGUGAUGUGGUCGGGUGCACGGUGUUUGACGUUGGGAUGUGUGGGGACGCGGUGUACAUGGUGGUCGGCAUGACGGAGAAGAUCCUAGUCAUGAAGUAUAACCCUGAGCUGAGGCAGUUUUGUGUUAGGAAGGAGUUAUCCUCAAUGGAGCCAUGCAGCUGUGUAAUCGUCGUGGAGGGCUUUGCCAUCAUUGGUACUGACCGAUUCUACAAGAUCAAUCUGGAUCAUCCCAGUUUGCUGGAGUUUGUGGACAAGAAGGACAGCUCCCUGGCAUUUGCUGCAUUUGGAGCGGCCACCCAUCACAGCUACCCUCUGGCUGUGGUGCAAGUUUCACCUGAAGGCCUGCCAUUAGAGUUUCUGCUCUGUUUCCAUGAGUUUGGUGUGUAUGUGGACAACAAGGGAAGAAGAAGCCGUCCCGCCGACAUGAAGUGGAGCUGUCUACCUCUUUCUCUAGCUUACAAAGAGCCAUUCCUGUAUGUGACAUAUUUCACCAGUGUCCAAGCCAUCACUGUCCCAGCCAACCUUGUGGGACCUCGAUACCUGGGCGUGGCUCUGAAACCCUGCACGGUAUUUGUGGGUUCGAGUAACGGGGUGACCACCCAAAUGCUCAGUCUACGGGGCAAGGACGGGACCAUAGAACUUCCUAUGGGCAAAGAGAAUAGAUUAGGUAUACGAUCGGCCAAGAAAGGUGACAGUUCGAAGAGCCAAACCUACAACGUUAACAAGUACAAGUCUCCUCGUCUGUGUCGACGCCUGUCCCUCACCUCCAUCGAUAGUAACAGCAGUGUUUCCUCAUCAUCCACGGUGUCCAGCUAUAGCAGUGUUCAGACUGAACUUUAG